UUUAGGACAAACAAGACAAAUUCAUUUUAAAUCAUUUCACCAUGCUGUAUAAAGUAACUUGUGAGAUGAGAUGGGGAUGGAAUUUGUUGAAUGAGUCAUUCAAACACACCAGACUGACUUUGAAACAUAUUUAUAUCUCUCCUUGGAUGUUAAAUUCAACAAAAAAAAAUCACAUUCCAACCAGAAAAGAGCCUAAAAGCUCUUCAUCUUUUUAUGUUCCUUAGAAAUCACAGAUAAAUUUAUACCUGAUUUCAGAAUCCCCCAACACACUCACAGAGCAAAAGCUUAGCUUGAUCUUCCUUCUUCAAUGGAUUCCAAACUGCACCUGUUUGUCGAAAAAAUUGAAGAUUUACCUGCGGAUAGCCAUGGCUGCAACAUGAUUGCAAAGGUGGAAUGGAGAGGAAGCCAAAGGAAAGCAGGAUUUUUGGCAAGAGAAUUUGAAAAGAGCUGUACAGGGGAACAGAAGGUGCAGGCAAAUGGCAGUGUGAGCUGGAAUGAAGGAUUUGAUUAUACUUGCAGGUUUAAGAGAGACAGGUCUGGAAUUUGUAAGAGUUGGAUCAUUGCCCUCCAUAUAGAGGUAAGAUAACCAUUGAUAUUUCAACCUUUUUUAUUAUUAUUUUUUUCAGCAUAUAAAUUUUGCUACUUUUUUAAAUCCCUAUGGUGCCCCUUUUUAGGCUAAAUUCUGGGAGAAAUAAAAUUUGAGAGAUUUGCACCAUCUAUCAUGCCAAAUAAUUUUCAGGAUUUACUUAAAUCCUACUUGUGGUCAACCAGUGCCUUACAGUGUUUCUGUUUGUCUUAACAGCAAGUUCAAGAAAAAGCAAGAGAAAAGAAGAAAACUAUAGGCAAAGCAAAGGUGGAUGUCGCUGAAUUAAUCCAAUUUGAGAACAAUAAAACCAUCAAAAUUGCAAUCAACCGCCGCUCCAUUGGGCAUAUUGCUGAGACGAUGCUAACGGUCAAACUGCAGCUUGUCAAACUAGAAUCAAAAGAUAAAAGUCAAGUAGCCCUUACUCGAGCUCUCAGUCCAUACCCCUUCUUCUUCAAACCUAAACCAUACUCUACCAGAAAAUUUCAAAGCUUCAAUCUUUCCCACAACCAAUCCAUAAAUCUACCAGAAACAGAUGCCACAUCUCAUGACAAUGAAUCUAGAGCAGAUUCGCUGACGAAGCAAAAGCGAAGCUCUAUGCUACUUUGUUUGAGCACAACAAAGCGAAGCAACAAAGGAAUAAGACACACCAAAGGAUGUGCCAAAGAUGAGGAUGAUAUUGACGAUUAUCUCCGCCGCCAAUCAUGUGUUCACUUCCUAACAGCAUUCAAGAAAACAAAAGUGAGACCAGAGGAAAAUUUCAAACCUGGUAAGUGGGAGAGGAAAAAAUUAGUUAGCAGAGAUGAAAAAAUCGAACUUGUGACCGAUGUUUUUCUUGCAUCCAUUGAUCAGUGCAGUAAAAAGGCUGCGGGUGGCAGUGCUUGCACUGUUCUUGCAGCAAUCAUUGCAGACUGGUUGCAUAAAAAUCCAGAGUCUCUACCAUUGCAAAACCAGUUUGAUGAACUGGUACUCAAAGGAUCAUUGGAAUGGAGGAAUCUAUGUGGUGAAGAGAAUCACAAGGCAAAGUUUUCAGACAAGCAUUUUGAUCUCGACACAGUUUUGGAAGCGAAAGUCAGGUCAUUGAUGGUAGCCACGGAGAAGUCAUAUGUGGGUUUCUUUAGUAUGGAUGAAAUGCCUGAAGGUUUUGAUUGGUUGCAAGGAGAGAUGUGUUUUGACAACAUAUGGAAUAACAUACUAUGUGUGGAUGAGACAGACGAAAGAAUAUAUAUUGUAAGUUGGAACGACCAUUUCUUCGUUCUAAAGGUAGAAAGGGAAGCCAUUUAUCUGCUUGACACAUUGGGAGGGAGGUUAGCAGAGGGAUGCAAACGAGCAUACAUUUUAAAGUUUGAUGCAGAGAGUGCAAUUUACAGGCGUGGUGAGGAUGGGAAGGAAAGCAGAAAUUCUCAGGAUUUGGUCAGUGAAGGAAUUGGCUGUUGUAAGGAAUAUAUUAAGGGAUUCCUCUCAGCAAUUCCACUUAGAGAACUCCAAAAGGAUAUUAAGAGAGGACAGGUGAAACAGGAGCUUCUGCACCGCCUGCUGCAAAUAGACUUCCACUGCACCACUCCUUGCAGCAGCAGGAACAGCUGAAACUGAUGAAGCAGAAGGAUGGGAAAAAUAUCAUAAAUUGUUUUGGUAUUCAUCUUCACUAACCAUAUCUUUAAAGUUUUGUGGCUUGGCUUUGUUAAUUCUUCUUAAUUAGUUCCUCC
Messenger RNA from Phalaenopsis equestris, 2289 nucleotides. RefSeq lists its product as uncharacterized. Lineage: Eukaryota; Viridiplantae; Streptophyta; Magnoliopsida; Asparagales; Orchidaceae. The record is from RefSeq and is a predicted model, not a curated record. The transcript has 2 exons. Bases 944 to 2170 code for a protein of 408 amino acids.